CCCUGGGGACAGCUGGGGCGGAGAACAGCAGGGGGAAUGAGGCGGGUUACAGUCCCCAGCCAGGGUGGGUGGGACCGUGGGACUCAGACACCCACACAGCUCAGAGCUGCUCACACACCCACAGCACAGCGCUGUGGCACACGGCAACCGAGACCCCUGGAGAGCCUGGCACCACCGUGGGCACCCUGACCCUGCCUUAUUUUCACGGGGUGCAAUGGCACCAGGCAGAAGGGAUGCGUGUCACAGGAGGGGGGCAGUGGGGACGUGUGCCACAGCCCAGGCUGCCCUCUGCAAGGCCACRGCUGGACACCGGCAGCUGGUGCUGCAGCUCGGAGGGAGUGGAGACAGCCCUCGGCUGCGUGAGGAGCGACGCAGGAGGAGCACAGAGGCCUGYGAGCUCAGUAUGGGGCUGCGGCGGGCGCUGCUGGUGGGGCUGCGGCAAGCACCAGUGAGCUCUCUGGAGCAGCAGGAGCUGGAACGGCUGUGGGUGCUCUUCCUGUCUGCCCUGGAGCUCUUCCUGCAGGACCUGUACAGAGCCCAGCACCUCUGCCAGCUCUUCUCCACCCAAGGGGAUGGUGUCACCCCACUGCGYACCGGGCUGGGGGGCUGGGGGCUGCCCAGCCGGCGAGGAGGGGGUCCCACACAGCCCCCAACCACCCAGUGCUUGGAGGAGGAGAUCGAGCAGGUGAGGGCCACGCUGGCAGAGAUGGAGAGUGGAGCCAACAUUCCSCCAUGGACGGUGGAAGCCACGGAGACCACAAAGCCAGCAGGGAUGGAUGGCACCACAGCCAGAGGGGCUUGGGGAGGCCCCUGCACUGGGCACUGCUGUGGGGUGCUCUGAGCUGGGGGAGGCAGGAAAUAGCAGAGGUGGCACCCCCAGCACAGAGCAAGGGACAGAGGCCCUCUGUACCCCCUCCCUUUGCAUCCUGCAGAAGAAAUGGGGCCAGUCCAGGUCCCCAAAUAUUGAUAAUGCCCCUGUGAGCCUACAGGGGUCAGUGUCACUUCCACCCUCCCUGCCCACACUCAUAGGGGCCUCUGGGCACUCAGAGUGUGCCUGGCUGCCACAGAAUCCCCUGCAGGAGUUAUAAACGUGCAUUUAUUUAUA
Molecule: messenger RNA, 1105 nt
Organism: Malurus melanocephalus (red-backed fairy wren)
Lineage: Eukaryota; Metazoa; Chordata; Aves; Passeriformes; Maluridae
Product: regulator of G-protein signaling 9-binding protein-like
Exons: 2
Coding region: 215-841 (208 amino acids)
Biological process (GO): G protein-coupled receptor signaling pathway
Cellular component (GO): neuron projection
Source: RefSeq, a predicted model, not a curated record